AUGGCUGUUGAGCCACGCACUCACUGGCCGAUUCACGCUGCGCUCGUCUCUUGUUGGAUCCCAUGUCUGACUCGUCAAAACCGUCAAUCUCUCGAAAAAGCGCUUUCUCAUGCGAGGCAUGUCGCAAGCGCAAGAACUCCAACGCUGUCGUACACGCGAACCCUCGAAUCACGCAUUGCAAAACUAGAGGCGGAGCUGGCAAAGUAUAGAAAUGAGGCCCAGAACCGCAAUGGCGGUGACCCAGAGCAACAGGACCAGAGCCUGAAGACCGAAGAAUCAGACCGACCGUCAUCUAUUGAUUCUCUCGAGCAACGUCGUGAAGAUGAUAAGGAAUCAGUUGAUCUGCUCUCUCGGGAUAUUGAAGGUCUAACGGUGGAAGAUGACGGGCGCAUCUCUUUCCAUGGGCCAACAAGUCUGUUUCAGCUGCCGAGCGGUUUGGCAGAGACUGUUAACCCGACUCUGCCUGUCGAUAAUGAGUCUGAUGGUCGAAAGGAGCGUCUGAUUAACAAUGCAUGGAGAGAACGUGCUUUUGAGCAGUUGACUACCAUCCCAGAGCCAUUCAACUACCUGCUAGAUUCCCAUUGGUGUUGGAUACAACCUUUGUUUAAUUUCGUCUACCGUCCAGCUUUCACACGUGAUAUGAAGAUGAAUGGCCCUUACUUUUCGGAAAUACUCCUUAACGCAAUUCUCUCCCACUCACUUCGGUGGUGCAGGGACGAACCGAAGAUUGCCCGUAUGCUUGAUGCAUAUGACGGAGGCCAGCAAUUCCGACAACGAGCCGUUACGGGUUUAUUUGAAAGCUUGAAAGGCGGAAAUGGCCAAAUCACUGUUGUUCAAACCCUUCUUCUUCUCAGCGCUCAGGAAUGUGGACGUGGAAAUCGGACUCAGGCAUGGUUAUACAGCGGGAUGGCGUUUCGCCUAUUAGAAGACUUGGGCAUAACCAUCGAUAGCCGGAAGUACUCUGGUUCUGUGCAGUUCUCGGAUGAAGAUGUUGAGAUAAGAAAUCGGCUCUUCUGGAGCUGCUACUUUUGGGACAAACUGGUGUCAUUGUACUUUGGUCGAUCCCCAAUUAUCCAGGAUACCCCAGUCUCUCCACCACGGAUUCUUUUGGAUGAUACUGCGGAGAUUGAGAUAUGGACUCCUCACGGAGUAAUAUUCCCCGAGGGCAUGCAUUACCCUCCGACGCAGGCCCACUCAACGUCAUGUUUCAUGAAAAUGUGUUCACUGGCUGAAAUACUUAAUCAAAUAAUUAUCCAUAUCUACGAUCCUGUUCGCCAAAGCACGGAGGCGCAGAUACAGGACUGUGUGGAUAAACAGGGAGCCAAUCUCGAAAAAUGGUGGAAUGAACUUCCGCCGUUCUUAAAGCUCAUUCCCAAUAACCUUCCUACAUAUUGCCCACCAAGCCAUGUUGUGACUCUCAACUGCAUUUACCACACUACCAAUAUCCUCCUACACCGCCCUAUGCUCUGCUCUAGGCCUUUCAGGACAAAAGCAAGUGCUUCAAGCAAUGCGAACCACUUGGUCCAAUGCCUCUCAUCGGCAUCCUCGAACAUAUCUCUUUAUGACCUUUUUAGACGCACUUUUGGCGAUAGCCAUGUCGUCCUCUCCCUUGCAUAUAGUUUAUAUACGGCUGCUUCUAUUUUCAUCCUUGAGAUUCAGGCAUUGAAAUAUGCUUCUCCUUCAACCUUAGAAAAACUGAGAUACUGCAUUCUAGCUCUUGAACGCGUAAAAGCUGCCAAUCCAGUCAUACACACUGCACUUGGCUUGAUUGAGAAAGAACUUAAGAAGCUCCGAAUUAACAUAUUCGAUACCCCAGCAAACCCAGAUCAGCCAACCAUCCCGGCCCUAUCCCCACAAACUACCACAUCGUCACCACCUCCUUUAGACCCGUUGCAUGGCCAACACAUGUAUACCCUACCACCGCACGGAGCGUUUAGCAUCACACCUCCUCCUGCAGACCCUCAACAGGCACGUCAGCAGCAGCAACAACCCUUACCAAACCAAAAUACCCCAUUUAUGAUGGAUACCCCCCCGCUACCUGACCCGCCUGACUUCAUUGCUCAAGAUAGAAUGUAUGACAUUGCUCCCGAGCUACUUGAAGCCUUCUCGUACGCGGAGCCUGCUACUCCUGGUGGUGUUGGAGCAGGAUUUGACACUACUAACUGGGCUGGCACUGGGCCAACAAGCUAG
Nannizzia gypsea CBS 118893 is the source of this 2190-nucleotide messenger RNA. RefSeq lists its product as hypothetical. The coding region runs from base 1 to 2190 and encodes 729 amino acids. The record is from RefSeq and is a predicted model, not a curated record. Gene Ontology annotation, molecular function: DNA binding; zinc ion binding. NCBI's taxonomy places the organism in Eukaryota, Fungi, Ascomycota, Eurotiomycetes, Onygenales, Arthrodermataceae. Gene Ontology annotation, biological process: DNA-templated transcription. The transcript is spliced from 7 exons.